CCAGUGGGUCCAGGUUUAGCUUGUUAACCGCUGCUAGUAAAUGCCACAACUGCACCAUCUGACUUCAAAAAGCAUCUUUCUCCAUUGACGGCUCUCUUUUGUUCAUCCUCUACAUUAGAUUGAACAAUGCUACACCGUCAAACCGCGUUCAGGACCAGUUCUCCUGUUCGCACCGAUGAUUGAUGGUUAAGAUGUAGGUGUUUACACAGCGUAUAGUCAGCUCUCGGUGUGUGUGUAGGUGUGUUGUUUGAUGUAGAGGGGCACAGUAACUAACUGCACUGGUUCAUGUUCGGUUGAGCCCACACCCUGUGCAUGUGUGGGUGUUGUUGGUCGUAGCUUUAGCUGGAGGUGUAGGCGAGUUGGAGCUUACGCUGCUUGGAGAUUAUAUUCUCUGCAAGUUAGACCGCGAGAGAGAGAGAGAGAGAGAGAGAGAGAGGGAAAGCUGUGCUGUAGGCCGCCGGCUCAAGGCAGAAAUGGCUGCUUGCGGAUGACUCAUACUCCAGCACUCCGAGUGUUUGUCAAGGAGACUGAAUCAUACAGUGUGUGAAGAGGAGGCUGGAGCUUUAUCCCUGCUUUCUGGACGCAGACAUGCUCGGUCUCCUUCCUUCUGAGCGCGACCGGGAGACGCUCGCCCCGCCGAUGCCGUGAGCACUGCCGCUAGAUACGCAUAGAUGAUGGAGAGCAGCCGUGACAGUUACAUUGUGCGCGUCAAAGCGGUGGUCAUGACCCGAGAUGACUCGAGUGGGGGAUGGCUGGCACAGGAAGGGGGGGGCCUCAGCAGGGUGGGCGUCUGUAAGGUGAUGCCUGCUGAGCUGACCGGCCGCAGCGACUUCCUCAUCCACGGCGAGCGCCUCAAAGACAAGCAGGUGAUUUUGGAAUGUUUCGUGAGGAAGGAUCUGAUCUACAACAAGGCCACGCCCACUUUUCACCACUGGAAGGUCGACAACAAAAAAUGCGGCCUAACGUUCCAGAGCCCCGCCGAUGCCCGUGCCUUUGACAGAGGAGUGCGGAAAGCCUUGGAGGACAUAACGGAGGGUUCCACAACUUCCUCUUCAACACUCCAGAAUGAGGCUGAACUUGGGGAUGAUGAUGUGUUCACAACUGCCACCGACAGCUCCUCAAACUCAUCUCAGAAGAAGGAGCUCGCUACACAGCUAGUGGCCACCUCCACCUUCUACGAGCCUCAUCCACAUCGCUGCAUUCUGCAGUACCGGCCGCCUGAGCGCUACAGCCUGGAUCAGAAGUUCUCCAGGAACCCCUUCCCGUUUGAGGAUGAGGAGAUCGUCCGAAUCAACCCCCGGGAGCGCUGGCUGAUCACAGGCUACGAGGACUACCGAGACGCCCCUGUGCCGGACAAGUUCAUCCAACACGAGGACUCAGACUCGUACGUUCACAUCACUAAGAACGAACCCUUAAAGCACGACUACAACUACCCCUACGUGCCCAGCUCCGACUUCAGCCAGUGCGACCUCAAGAGCCACUGCGGGGGCGACGGGGGCGUAGUGGCCACCCAGCCACGGGCGUUCAAGCUUAAGGGCAAGCGAAGGAAAGAGGACGGAGAGCGAUCGCGCUGCGCCCACUGCCGGGACAUGUUCAACCACGAGGAGAACCGACGGGGACAGUGCCACGACGCCCCCGACCCCAUCCGGACCUGCAUCCACCGGGUCAGCUUCAUGUGGUGCGCCGACAGCAUGCUCUACCACUGCAUGUCCGACCCGGAGGGCGACUACUCGGACCCGUGCUCGUGCGACACCAGCGAGGAACGUUUCUGCCUUCGCUGGACGGCCCUGUUGGGUCUGUCGCUGCUGGCGCCCUGUCUGUGUUGCUACCCGCCACUUCACGUGUGCCACCGCUGCGGCGUGGCCUGCGGUUGCUGCGGAGGAAAGCACAAGGCUGUCGGCUGAACCCCUCGCCCGUCCCGAAUGAACCCUAAACUCCCCUCGGAACACUAGCACUGAGGAGGGCAGGAGCGGACGAAACCGACACGGCCCAGUUGACGCUUUUACUGUCCUUAACUUUACAGUCUCUCCUGGUUCCAGAAAACAAUUAAUGCAUUUUCUGGCUUCAAAAUGUUCUCUUUUGGUUGUUUUUAUAAAUAUAAAUAUGAAUAUUAUAUACACUACUGGUCAAAAUUUUGAGAUCAGAAUUAUUUUUAAUGUUUUUACAGGAGUUUCUUAUUCUCAUCAAGG
Molecule: messenger RNA, 2189 nt
Organism: Cyprinus carpio (common carp)
Lineage: Eukaryota; Metazoa; Chordata; Actinopteri; Cypriniformes; Cyprinidae
Product: sprouty-related, EVH1 domain-containing protein 2
Biological process (GO): negative regulation of MAPK cascade; multicellular organism development
Cellular component (GO): membrane
Molecular function (GO): protein kinase binding
Source: RefSeq, a predicted model, not a curated record